This is a messenger RNA of Closterium sp. NIES-67, 3169 nucleotides long. The record is from the annotation of a GenBank genome assembly. NCBI's taxonomy places the organism in Eukaryota, Viridiplantae, Streptophyta, Zygnematophyceae, Desmidiales, Closteriaceae.
GUCGUUUGUCUGAUGGGUAACACAGGCUGGCUGCUCAUUCCCUCGCAUUGAGACGUUCCGAGUAGCUUGAUUGGAAUUCAGGUUCAGGAAGCUCGGCCUUGCAAGUCCCGCUAGUUAAUUUCUUCACUUACUAUACUUCCCGACUUCAGCAGACUAAUUUCCUCUGAACCCUAACCUUCCCUUCUACAAAGCGACUGCUUUUUUUUUAUCCAUCCAUUUCUCACGCUGACGCGCUCUGGUUUCGUAAGGCCAGCAGCCGCAGCACCAGUCUCUCCCGGCGGCAGCGGCCGCAGCAGAAAGCCAUGCCACGGAGCUCCGCAUCCGUGUCCCCUCAAGAACACCACGACCCCGCAGCAUCCCCAGCUAGCAAUAGCGCAGUCCUCAUGGCAGCAGAUGCCGACGCCGCCGCCGCGUCCCCGUACGGCGAGGAUCCGCGCAAGGCAGCAGCGGCAGCCAUGGCCAUGACCUCCCCGUGCCCGCUCCUCCAAGGCGCGAAACCCGCCGCCGUGCCGUCAGUCUUCUGCUUCCACUCGAUCUGCUAUUCCGUGAAUCAAGGCCGGAAGAAGUCGCUCUUCAGCCGCUGCAUCGAGCCGUGCGUCGGGCUCGCCGCGAAGCGCAAAUCGACGCAGUUCACGUCGAUCAGCGACGACGAGGCCAAGGCCGCCGCGCCGCCCAAGUUCCGCGUCAUCCUGAACGAAAUCUCGGGUUUCGCACGGUCCGGAGAGGUGCUCGCGAUCAUGGGGUCGAGCGGGUGCGGCAAGACGACGCUUCUGGACGUUCUCUCGCACCGGAUUGCGUCCGCGGCGGCUUCGGCGGGGCCGCUGGCGGGGGGCCGGACGGGGUACAUUGAGCUGGGCGACAAGCCGACGACGGAUGACCUCAUGCGACGCAUCUCGGCGUACGUGAUGCAGGACGACCUCAUGUACGCGACGCUGACGGCGCGCGAGACACUCAUGUUCUCGGCGGAGAUGAACCUGCCGCGGAGCUUCUCGUACAAGGAGAAGCAGGAGCGCGUGGAGCGGCUGCUGGAGCUGCUGAGCCUGCAGCACGCGGCCAACACGCUCAUCGGGAACGAGAACCUUAGAGGCGUGUCGGGCGGCGAGCGCAAGCGCGUGGCGAUCGGCGCGCACAUCGUGCACGACCCCAAGAUCCUCUUCCUGGACGAGCCCACCUCCGGCCUCGAUUCGUCCAACGCGUAUCGCGUGGUGAAGAUCCUCAAGGACAUCGCCAUAACCUCGGAGAGCAUCGUCAUCAUGGUGAUCCACCAGCCGUCGUUCCGCGUCCUGGAGCAGAUCGACCAGCUGCUGCUGCUGUCGACGGGCAACAUGAUCUUCUUCGGCCCGCCGCCGCACCUCCCGGCGUUCUUCGACGCGUUCGGGACGCCCGUGCCGAAAUUCGCGAACCCGACGGAGUUCGCGCUGGAGCUGUUGGAGCAGUUGAAGAGCACGUCCGAGGCCGCGCUUAUGGAGCUCGUCGCCUUCGCCGCGGACUGGCACCGCAGCCGCGACCACAUGGCGCACGCCAAGACGGGCCGCCACGCGAAGCCCGCGCUGCUGUCCGCGGGACCCGACGGCGAGGGCGGGGAGGCGGAGAUGAAUGGCGGCGGUGGAGGCGGGGGGGGGCACGGGCGGAAGAGCGCGGAGGGCGGGAGAAGGUUCUGCGGGAAGCUGGCGAAGAUGGGGAAGGGGGCGGGCGGGCAGGAGGAGGAUGCGGUGGAGUCGGGGCAUAAGGGGACGCACCGGUACGCCAACUCGUGGUUCCGCGAGUUCUCCAUCCUGUUCGUGCGGUCGGGGCUGAUGAUCGUGCGCAACCCGCUGCUCUACUUCCUGCGCCUCAUGCUGCUCACCGUCGCGGGGUUCCUCCUCGCCUCGCUCUUCUACAAACCCAGCCACGAUCCGAAGGGCAUGUUGGAGCGGCUGGCGUACCAGUCUUUCAUCGUAGCCAUGCUCUUCUUCUGCUCCGCCGACGCCACGCCCAUCUUCAUCAUGGAGCGCAACAUAUUCAUCCGAGAAACGUCUCACAACACGUACCGCGCGUCGACAUACGUGAUGGCGACGAUGGCGGUGUACGUGCCGCUGCAGGCGCUCAUGGCGCUCACGCUCACGCUCGAGUCGUGGUGGACCGUGGGGCUGUCGGGCGGCUUCUCCGGCGCGCUCUUCUUCGCCACCAUCUGCUUCCUCUGCCUCUUCACCGGCAACGCCAUCUCCACCUUCGCCAGCUCCUUCUUCAAGAACAUGAUCCUGGCGUACGCGACAGUGAUCUCGACGAUGGCGUACUUCACGCUGGUGUCGGGCUUCUACAUCCACCGCACGUCCAUCCCCAAGUUCUGGAUCUGGCUGCACUACCUCUCGCCCAUGAAGUACGCCUUCGAGGCGCUCGUGCAGAACGAGUUCGUCAGGGAUGGCGGGCCAUGCUACCUGACGCUGAACGAAGCCUUUGACAUCGAGCCGGUGAGCACGUACGUGAACACGACGCGGCUGAAGCCCGCUCUCACAGCGUUCCUGCCCAACAUCGUGACCCCGGGCGUGGGCAAGCUGACGGCGCAGAGCUGCAUCAUGACGGGCACGUUCAUCAGCCGCAAGUACCUGGACAUUGUGGAGCUCAACAAGUACCAGAGCAUGGCUGUGCUCUUCUCCAUGGCUGUCAGUGUGCGGAUUGGGUACUUUUUGGUGCUCACGCUGAUUUACAAGACCAAGAGGAAGUAGGGGGAGGGGGGAGGGAGAGGGGGAGGAGGGAGGAGGCAGGAGGAAGGGGUUUAUGUUGACCUUUUACAGACACACACACACACACACAUACAGAUGUGUACACAGAUACACAGACACACCUGCACACACACAUGCACACACCCCCCAACACAAACACACACACACAUGGAGCAGACACACAUGCAAGUGUCUUAGUGGUGCUCACAGGGCAAGUAACUGUGCCUUGUGUGCAGUGCAUCUAGGUUGCCUUGGCCAUUUCUGUAUGGCUGCUGCUGCGUGCAACUCACAAGCAACUGAAGGAGCCCGGUUGAAUGACAAGACAGCUGUAGUGGUGGAUACCGUACCCUUAGGAUUUGUUCAGGGAAGUGGUAGUACUGAUAUGGUCCCCCCCGUAAGUGCUUUUAUGUGCAUUGACUACUGUCAUUGACUGUUUUGUCAUUCGUUUGCAUGGUGUACGAAGGUGU